UAAAGGGAGAAACCAUAUAGAACCACCACCAGCACUUCCUUCUUGAACUACGCAUCCUUCUCCUAAACUCAUGACUUCAUCGGUCGGUGGCGGAGGCAGAUACAUGGCCUUCUCUCCGUCGCCUUCCGCCCCUCACUCUCCCCAUCUAUCCGGCCUUCGUUCCGCCGCCGCCGCUCUCCUUGACCAAGAGAAAUAUCUCUCGGAGUUACUGGCAGAGCGUUACAAGCUUAGUCCAUUUAUGACAGUGAUUCCUCAUACCUGUAGACUGUUGAACCAAGAAAUUUUGCGUAUAACUACACUGUUGGGGAAUGCAUCAGUUUUAGGUCAAAAUGGGCUUGAACAAGCUAGCCCCCUGGCUUCUGGAGGAACAUUUUCAAAUGGAGGAGCCGAUAUGAACAGAUGGAUGUCACAGUUUCAAUCAGAAAUGCCUGGUUUAGUACAACCCUCUUUGGCGGAGAACUGGCUGAAUUCUCAAGGUGGCUCUUCCGGUCUUAUUGUUAAGAGAACAAUCAGAGUGGAUAUUCCUGUCGACAAGUAUCCUAACUACAAUUUUGUUGGCCGCCUCCUUGGUCCUAGGGGCAACUCUCUUAAGCGUGUGGAGGCAAAUACGGAGUGCCGUGUCCUUAUAAGAGGUCGGGGCAGUAUUAAAGAUCCUGCUAGGGAGGAAAUGAUGAGAGGAAAACCUGGGUAUGAACAUCUGAAUGAACCUCUUCAUAUCCUAAUUGAGGCAGAAUUACCCGUUGAAAUAGUUGAUGCUCGCCUAAUGCAAGCACGCGAGAUACUUGAAGAUUUGCUGAAGCCUACUGAUGAAUCCCAGGAUUUCUAUAAGAAACAACAGCUGCGAGAGCUAGCAAUGCUGAAUGGUACACUUCGUGAGGAAGGCUCUCCAAUGUCUGGUUCUUUAUCCCCUUUCCAAAACAGCCUCGGAAUGAAGCGAGCAAAGACUAGGGGGUAAAAGGAUCCCUUCUCGAGGCCUGUUGGAGCUUGUGUCUUAGUGUCUGCCGUAAGCCAGCAGUUUUCCCGGACAUUGCAGGUAUUGGCUAUAUAUAGGCAAAUGCCUCCAUGCACGAUCGGGGCACUGGCAUGGGCACUGUUACUGUUGUGUGCCAGUUAAGUUAGGUUGUUCUAACUUAUUUGUUUGAUAUAUGAAGUGUGUUUAUGUUGUGUGUGUUGGGAGAGGUUAAAUGCUAGUAUUAUUUUUAUACAGUGAGCAAUGGGUGUGCGUUCAUUUUCGGGGUUUCGGGUUUUGCAUUCUGCAUGUUGGUUGAAACAGAUAAAAUAGCUGUAUGUAGGUUGUAGUGGUAUUAUUAGCUCGUCUUCUUAUUAUAGUUAAGCUUUGUAAUAAUUGACAGUUUUGAAGUGAAGGGACCUAUGUAAAGUAAAUGCGAGGAAAUUAAAGGUAUGGUUUGUAUUGUA
Molecule: messenger RNA, 1416 nt
Organism: Gossypium raimondii (Peruvian cotton)
Lineage: Eukaryota; Viridiplantae; Streptophyta; Magnoliopsida; Malvales; Malvaceae
Product: KH domain-containing protein At5g56140
Exons: 7
Coding region: 71-955 (294 amino acids)
Biological process (GO): regulation of mRNA splicing, via spliceosome
Cellular component (GO): nucleus
Molecular function (GO): mRNA binding
Source: RefSeq, a predicted model, not a curated record